Molecule: messenger RNA, 1150 nt
Organism: Callorhinus ursinus (northern fur seal)
Lineage: Eukaryota; Metazoa; Chordata; Mammalia; Carnivora; Otariidae
Gene: TMEM128
Product: transmembrane protein 128
Source: RefSeq, a predicted model, not a curated record
UCCGAUUGCGUCACUUCCGUCGCGCUUCUGGGAGGUGCCAAGAUGGACGCUCCGCGGGCCCGGGAGCAGCUCCGGCGGCGAUACCUUUUCCCGCCGGACACCGAGGCCCCGCUGGACAGCGAGGGCUACGCCGGGCCGGCCUCUACAGCUGUUGAAAAAAAGGAGAAACCUCUUCCAAGACUUAAUAUCCAUUCUGGAUUCUGGAUUUUGGCAUCCAUUGUUGUGACCUACUACGUUGAUUUCUUUAAAACCAUUAAAGAAAACUUUCACACUAGUAGUUGGUUUGUCGUGGGUGGUGCCCUGCUGCUCCUCAGCCUGUCGAUUGCAUGUUACUGCAUCCUCUACCUGGAGUGGUGUCGUGGAAUUGAAGAUUAUGACGUCAAGUACCCCACCUUGAUACCCAUUACAACCGCUACUUUUAUUGCAGCCGGGAUUUGCUUCAACGUUGCUCUGUGGCACGUGUGGUCUUUCCUCACCCCGCUGGUAUUGUUUACUCAGUUCAUGGGGGUUGUGAUGCUCAUCUCACUCCUUGGAUGAUUUCUAAAGGUUUUAGAGCGCGUCAGUGUGAACGCUUCAACCUCCAGCCGGCUGAAAGCAUCGCAGGCGUAAUGGAAAUGCUACAGUGCGUUUUUGCAUCUAGGAAGUGAGUGGUUUCCUGGGAAAAAUUGUAACUUUGCAGUCUGGUUGAAAUCAGAAUAAAUUCGAGCUCAUUUGCCUGUUCUUAAACUCAAAAAUUAUUGAAUUUUUUUCAAAUUCAAAAUAGAAGUAAUUGGUUUGCAGUGUUAAUCUGUUUGAAUCAUUGGCGAAAGUAUUGGUGUAAACAUUUAAGCAGCGUUUCAUUACAGGUACAUGAUGUCCUCCCCGAAUUCAGAUAAGUUGUUCCUUCUUGGGUUGUAUACGGUCAAAGUGUAUGGAAGGGAAUGAUCGUGUCCUGUGCCUUUACCCCAGCGUCAGCAAUUCCUGUACUUCUCAUUUUUAUAAUAGUCUUGUUAGGUGAGAGGGCCAAUUGGAAGCAUUUUGUGUGUUCCUAUCACUUUAGAUUUCAUCAGGUGUAAAUUCCUGGGUUUCUAGCAUUUGUUUAAUGUAGGCACUUUUAAUCAUUUUUAAGUAUGUAUAAUUUUUUCCUUAAUGUUUAAAUAAAAUAUUUUUA